Cucumis melo (muskmelon) is the source of this 1792-nucleotide messenger RNA. RefSeq names its product alpha-crystallin domain-containing protein 22.3. The record is from RefSeq and is a predicted model, not a curated record. NCBI's taxonomy places the organism in Eukaryota, Viridiplantae, Streptophyta, Magnoliopsida, Cucurbitales, Cucurbitaceae. Gene Ontology annotation, cellular component: nucleus. The coding region runs from base 845 to 1459 and encodes 204 amino acids. The transcript is spliced from 3 exons.
UUCCAUUUAACGGCCUCACUAUUCAACAAAGAAAAUUACUUAAAAAGGAAGUUUUUUUCUCCACUGUUUUUUUCAUAAAGAUUUUAGUUUUUGAGAUAAUUUGAGUAUUUUUUUUUUCCUUUUUAUUGCUUUUAUAUCUUUAUAUUUAUUUAAUUUAAGAAAUUUUUUAUUUUAUAAAAACUUAUUUAGUUUUGGAAAUUUAGAUGUAAAUUCUCAAAUGUUUUUUAUAUAUAAAAACAACCAUAAUUUUAAAUUUUUCUUUCUAAACAUUUAAAUUUUUAGUCAAGUUUUUAUUUUUUUAAAAAAAUAAAUUUUUAUUUAUUUAAAUUUUGAAAGAUAGUCUUUUUAAAGAAUAAAAGACCAAUUAACUAUUUCAAAUAAUUAGCAAAUAAGGAUUAAACUAACACUUCUAUAUUUUAGUAACAUUAUAAAUAUGUCUAAGAAAUUUAAGUACGUUGAGAUAUAUUUGACACGAAAUUAAAAACUCAGACAUUUAUUUGUAAAAAAUAAUAGAUUAAAUGGUGAUAUAAGUGAAAUCUUUGAUGGUUUUUCUAACCAAUUUCAUAACAAUGGAAACACUUUUUGGAACAAUUUAUUGAUUUAUUUGAAUGGAUAGUUAGAUUUAAAUACAAAUUUGGAAAUUAUUUGCAUUUUCUAAAAGAGACUAAAAAAGAAAAGAAAAACAUCACGUGAGUAAGAUAUGGAGGGAGGGAACCCAUAUUCAUCUCAGCCCUAUGCAAAAUGCUUCCUUAUAAAUUCAACAUCUUCACUAACAUUUCCUUGUCAGUGUUACUGAAUACGUUGACGAAAUCCGAACCUUUUCAAAGUCUCCGGCCACUCUCCGAUGACUUCUCCGGCUAGGGUUGAGGAAACAAGAAAAAAUGAGGCAGAUUCUUCAAAUCCUCGUCAACGUAUUCUCAAUGUGGCUCCCAUCAAUAGCAUGCCAUAUAUUGGUCCACCUCUACCACACAGCUACAUUCCUUCUUCUCCACGAGUUGAAGAUCCAGAGGCUAUGGUGAAGGUUGGGCCAGCUAUGGUAUAUUGCCCUCUCACAACCAGUCAAGAGUGGGAUGAUAUAGUAUCUGCCACCAAAGCUGGAGUUUCCCUCACUGGGACUGCAGCCAUGGGAAAAGUUGGACCAGUCAUUGGACGUGUAGACAUUGCUGAGAACGAGAAUUCAUACUUCUUCCGCGUAUCUCUUCCAGGGGUUGCUAGAGAUCAAAACAGUUUCAGCUGCGACAUGGAACCGGAUGGGAAAGUGAAAAUAAGAGGAGUAACAACAACAGGGGAAAACAUAGUUUGUAAGAAUUCACAAAUAUUUCGGAUGCAAUCGAAAAAUCUAUGCCCGCCAGGUCACUUCUCUAUCACCUUCCAGCUACCUGGUCCUGUCAAUAACCUACAAUUUUCAGGUGCUUUUGGUGCAGAUGGGAUUUUAGAAGGGAGUGUAGGUAAAAGGUGAUUUAACAGGCUUAAAUGAUUUGUUUUGGGGUGUUAAUGGGUUAGAAUACAGGAUGAUUGUUGGCUCAUUUUGGUAUGAUAGGUUUAGGAAAAGGCCUCUCUGUGGAAAGAAAACUAUUUUUUAGGAAACAUGGGCUAUUAGGAAAGACAACUCAUUUUUUUGUCUCUCAUUCUGAAGGAGAUGCUUUGAAAGGAUCAGCUUUUAUUUUCUCAACCAAGGUCCCAGAAAAUCAUCGCAAUGCUAUGAAAUUUGUAAUUUUGUCAAAAGAUUUGUUGUAUAGAUAAACAAAGUGACUAGUCCAUUUUACUUUCAAGUUCAUGAUAUCUGUAUGUC